UUUUUUUGCACUUGUGACGCUUCCUUUUGGUAAUCGCGCUCUUUGAAUUUAUCCUGAAUUCGGUAGACUAUUAGGUUUUCUUAUAAAAAGAAGUUAGCCAUAAAUUAUAGUUUCUUGUAUAACAUGCACCAACCUGGAAGUAUAGCUGAGGAGUUGCCGAGUACAUCAGAUACAGCCAUUGGCGGUGAAGUUAAGAAAUCGGACACCCAGACGGAUAAAAUAUUUUCACGUUGUCAUUCAAUUGUACUUACGGAAGACGAAUACAAGCUUACGAAUACAGAGACGCAACAAAAGCGGUUGCAGAACCUUCGUAAGGAAUUGAAUUAUAUUAGUGAGACAGACUGGAUGUACGAGACCGUCGAAAGGAAGGCGGCAUAAUAGAUUUCUAGUUUC
Messenger RNA from Rhagoletis pomonella (apple maggot), 393 nucleotides. RefSeq lists its product as uncharacterized. Lineage: Eukaryota; Metazoa; Arthropoda; Insecta; Diptera; Tephritidae. The record is from RefSeq and is a predicted model, not a curated record. Bases 124 to 378 code for a protein of 84 amino acids. The transcript is spliced from 2 exons.